Closterium sp. NIES-65 is the source of this 1731-nucleotide messenger RNA. Lineage: Eukaryota; Viridiplantae; Streptophyta; Zygnematophyceae; Desmidiales; Closteriaceae. The record is from the annotation of a GenBank genome assembly.
AUGCCUAUCAUGCCGCCAGCCUCCUCCAGUGCCCCGCACAUUAUUGUGCACUCCUCUGCGCCACUCCCCCAGUUGUCCCACGGGGCCGUCCGCCCAUACUUCCGCAUAGAAUCGUGCCCCCUGCCAAGCGCACUCCGCGCGAAUGCUCUCUUUCGGCCGCGAAAUGCGGGUUCAGAGCUGGUCCGCUCGAUCGCGGACAACCCUUGGCGGAAGUGCUCGAGGCGGGAGAGGAGGGAAUGGCGGGAGCUCCGCGCUCAAGCCGACGACUCCACUGGAAGGGCGCAGGCAGAUGAUGGAGCUUCCGUAGCAGGGGAAAGCGCGGAAGCGACGGCGCAGGUGGCGGAAAUACAGCACGCGGAGGCGAACAGCGCGGUGUCGACUCUCGUGACGCUCUUCCCCCUGUGGGUCGCACUCGCGUGUGCUGCCGCCCUCCGCUGGCCGGCGCAUUUUGUCGUUUGCCAGGACAGCCGAUUUGUAGUUGGUGGGCUUGCGCUCACGAUGCUGGGUGAGUGGGCGGCAGGGUAUGGCAUGGGGCUGACGAUCAGUGUGGAUGACUUCAGGCGCGCCGUGCUCAUGCCACGGCAGCUGCUGGCGGGCGUGCUGCUGCAGUACACGGUGAUGCCAUGUCUGGGGGCGCUCGUCUCUCGCGGUCUGCCGCCGCACCUCUCGGCCUUCGCCACCGGCCUUGUGCUCGUAGCCUGCUGCCCCGGCGGUCAGUGCUCCCGCCGCCCCUGCCACACAUGCCCCAUCGCGCAUGCAUGCACCGAGUGCUGUGCCCCUUCACAACUUUUGCAUCCCUGCCCUCCCUGCUCUCUCACCUCUUUGCCCUCUCAUCUCACAGAGAUUUUCUCAGCACUGCCAGCAACAUCGUCACCUUCCUUGCACGGUCAGUCAUUUGGCCCUGCUGCCUGCUGCCACCAAAUCACUGCUGCACUGCCUGCAUGUCAACAAGCCUCAUCCUCAUACCAGCUCUGGAUAGUCAUUCUUUCCACCAUAUCCUCCCACUGCCUUCCCCUUCGCCUGCUGCUCCCCAGCCAGCAUGCUGGGCACGGGCUCUUCUCUUACUUUUCCCAUUUCCCUCUGCCCCUCUCAACUCUCAUCGUCCCUCGCUGUGGCAACAGGGGCAACGUGGCUCUCUCAGUUCUCAUGACGACAUUCAGCACUCUGCUAGCCGUGGUGAUGACUCCUCUCCUCACCUCCCUUCUGGCUGGUCGCUUCGUGCCCGUCAAUGGGGCUGCUCUCUUCAUGUCCACCCUGCAGGUGGUGAUGCUGCCUGUGUUCACGGGCUGCCUGCUCGCGCGUCUCUUCCCCGCAGUGGCGCGCCACCUGGCGCUCUUCUCGCCCGUGCUGGCGGUGCUGACAGUGGCGCUCAUCGUGGCGGGGGCCAUCUCGGGCUCCGCCGCUACCAUCCGAGGCGCCGCGCUGCCGCUGCUGCUCUCCGUGCUCGCACUGCACGGGCUGGGCUUCGCCCUCGGCUACCUGCUGCCCCGCGCUGUGCUGCGCCUCGAUGAGUCUGCCAGCCGCACCAUAUCCAUUGAAGUCGGCAUGCAGAACUCGGUGCUGGGGGUGGUGCUGGCCAUGCAGCACUUCCCCGACCCGCGGGUGGCAGCGCCCUGUGCUGUCUCCUCCGUCAUGCACUCCCUCUGCGGCAGCCUCCUCGCCGCCGCCUGGCGCGCCACGCCCGUGCUGCCCGCCACGAAGGGUGGCAGGGUGGCACAAGCAGCGACUUGA